UGUACAUUGUUGUACUGCUCCAUGGAUAAUCGCGUACUCGUGUCACUCUAGUCUACUCACUCCCCACUAUAUGUUCAGGUUCCUUGUCUGCAUUCAAGUGAAUCGCGCUCAUCUUCACAUUUCCAUAGACGAACACUCUCCCUAUUAAGUAAAGCUAUAAAGAAACUUAAAAUAAUCAAUCCAAAUAUCAUUUCCACAAUCAUUUGCGAUCUUAUCAACAAUCCGGUAAAACCCACACAUCGAGAAAGCGACCCGCUGUUUGUUGAGACCUCUUUUGGAAGUGAAGGAAGAGUGGAAUUUGUAUGUGACAUCAACGCCUGCAAUGAUUCUUGAUUUUGUUCUUUAGUGUUUAGUGUCUCUCUAUAUAUAUUCUGGGUGUUUGAUCGAUUGUCAAGAUUGGGUGUCAUCUGCAACCCAUGGCGAAGGUUGAAUUUUGGUUCUUGUCGUUGACUCUUGCGGUGGGUGUGUUGUGUGCGGAGUCGAAGUACGUAGUGUACGAUACUUCGGCCGCCAUUGUUCCCGGGAAGCUCAAUGUUCAUUUGGUUCCUCACACUCACGAUGAUGUUGGUUGGUUGAAGACUGUUGACCAGUACUAUGUUGGCUCCAAUAAUUCAAUCCAGGGAGCUUGUGUGCAAAAUGUAUUGGAUUCCUUGAUUCCGGCAUUGUUAGCUGAUAAAAACAGGAAAUUUAUCUAUGUUGAACAGGCAUUUUUCCAGAGGUGGUGGAGGAACCAAAGUCCGGCAAUGCAGAGUACAGUCCGGGGGCUAGUCAAUUCGGGUCAACUUGAGUUCAUAAAUGGGGGUUGGUGCAUGCAUGAUGAAGCUGCUACACAUUAUAUUGAUAUGAUAGAUCAGACAACCUUAGGACACCAGUAUAUCAAACAGCAGUUCAAUGUUACCCCACGAAUUGGCUGGCAAAUUGAUCCGUUUGGGCACUCUGCAGUUCAGGCAUAUCUUUUGGGUGCUGAGGUUGGAUUUGACUCUCUUUAUUUUGGGCGAAUUGACUACCAAGACAGAGCAAAGCGGAAAGGUGAGAAGAGUCUUGAGGUUGUCUGGAGGGCUUCUAAAAGUUUGGGCACAUCCUCACAGAUUUUUGCUGGUGCAUUUCCUGAGAAUUACGAGCCUCCAAGUGGUUUCUAUUUUGAAGUCAACGACGAUUCUCCCGUUGUUCAGGACGAUACCGAUCUGUUUGAUUACAAUGUCCCAGAGCGUGUCAAUGACUUUGUAGCUGCUGCAUUGUCGCAGGCUAAUAUUACCCGCACGAAUCAUGUAAUGUGGACCAUGGGAACGGAUUUCAAGUACCAGUAUGCACACAGUUGGUUUCGGAACCUGGACAAACUCAUUCAUUAUGUCAAUCAAGAUGGCCGUGUGAAUGCUUUGUACUCAACUCCAUCGAUCUACACUGAUGCAAAAUAUGCUUCCGAUCAGUCUUGGCCUCUUAAGACUGAGGACUAUUUCCCAUACGCAGACCGUGAAAAUGCUUACUGGACAGGAUAUUUCACAAGUAGGCCAACCAUCAAAGGCUAUGUCAGAUUGAUGAGUGCCUACUAUUUGGCGGCAAGGCAAUUGGAAUAUUUUAAAGGGAGAAAUAAGGUCGGGCCAACUACUGACUCACUUGCUGAUGCUAUGGGAAUUGCUCAACAUCAUGAUGCUGUUAGUGGUACAGAAAAACAACAUGUAGCUAAUGAUUAUGCAAAAAGGUUGUCCAUAGGUUACACAGAGGCUGAAGAUGUUGUUGCAAGUUCAUUGGCUUGUGUGGUUGAAGCAAAAUUGAAAUCUGGAUGCAAGAAUCUGGAAACAAAGUUCAAUCAGUGCCCCCUUCUGAAUAUAAGUUAUUGCCCUCCGACAGAAAUUGAUUUGUCUAUUGGGAAAGAACUAGUGAUUGUUGUCUAUAAUCCUCUGGGAUGGAAGAGAACAGAUGUUGUGAGAAUCCCGGUGACCAGUGAAAAUGUUAAUGUUUGGGAUUCCACUGGAAAAGAAGUUGAAUCACAGGUUUUUCCAGUAGUAGAUGCCUCAAUAUCCAUGAGGAAAGACUAUGCUAAAGCCUAUGUCGGCAAAUCUCCAAACACAGCCCCCUUAUACUGGCUUGCAUUUACCGCAACUCCUCCUCCUCUAGGUUUUACCACAUAUACAGUCACCCGUAGUGGACAGAAAGCAGCUGCUACAGUGAAGCAGACAGUACUUGGGUCCAGGACGAGUCAAAAUGAUGAUAUAGUAGCAGGGCCUGGCAACUUGAAACUUCUAUUUUCUGGAAAUGACGGAAGACUUGCUAAAUUUGUUAAUAGCCAAAGCAAGAUUAGUGCUGCUGUAGAACAAUCCUACAUUUAUUAUUCUGCUGAUGACGGGAGUAAGGAUAAGGAUAGAGAUCACUAUCAGGCUUCUGGAGCAUAUAUAUUUCGUCCAAAUGGUUCGUUUGCCAUCAACUCUGAAGGAAAGGUCCCCCUUAAAGUUUUGCGUGGGCCCCUUUAUGAUGAAGUUCAUCAGACGAUAAGUUCAUGGAUAUACCAGGUUACUAGAGUUUACAAGGAAAGAGAGCAUGCCGAAGUUGAGUUUACUAUUGGCCCAAUACCUAUUGAUGAUGGAAUAGGGAAAGAGGUUGUGACUCAGAUUACAACUGAAAUAAAAAGUAACAAGACAUUUUACACUGAUUCUAAUGGGCGUGACUUCCUUGAAAGGAUUCGGAAUUACAGAACUGAUUGGGACCUUCAAGUGAAUCAACCAGUUGCGGGAAAUUAUUAUCCUAUUAAUCUCGGGACAUACAUAAAAGAUAGCAACACAGAGCUCUCAAUCUUAGUCGAUAGGUCUGUGGGAGGAUCGAGCCUUGUUGAUGGGCAAUUGGAGCUGAUGCUUCACAGGAGAUUGCUUCAUGAUGAUGGUAGAGGUGUUGGUGAAGCACUAAAUGAAACAGUAUGCGUUACAGACAAAUGUGCAGGGUUAACUGUACAAGGAAAGUACUAUGUAAGAAUUGAUCCAAUCGGAGAGGGAGCUAAGUGGCGUCGAUCUUUUGGACAGGAGAUAUAUUCCCCGUUUCUUUUAGCCUUUGCCGAGCAGGAUAUAAAUGAAGGGAUGAAGUUUCAAAUUCCUACAUUUACAGGGAUAGACCCUUCCUACAGUCUUCCUGAUAAUGUUGCAAUUAUCACACUACAGGAGCUUGAAGACAAGAGUGUGCUCGUUCGGUUGGCACAUUUAUACGAGGUUGACGAGGACAAAGAUCUAUCAACUGUAACUAAUGUAGAAUUAAAGAAGCUGUUCCCAGGAAGGAAGAUUAAGAAAGUUAAAGAAAUGAGUUUAAGCGCUAACCAAGAACGAGAAGAAAUGGAAAAGAAAAGGCUAGUAUGGAAAGCUGGAGGUUCUUCCAAUGGACAAAAGGCAUCAAGAGGUGGCCCCAUAGAUCCUGUUAAACUCAUCGUGGAACUUGCCCCAAUGGAAAUUCGCACUUUUGUUAUCGGAUUCAGUUCCGAAUUAUCCAUGAAAGUGUUGAAUUCACAUUUCUUUCUGAAAUAAUUGCCCCCCGAGAUGAGGGCACUGGACGACUUGACGGCUAACCUGUUUGUGUGAUGAGUGUUUUUUAGUUGCUUGAACAAUGUUUUCAGAUCUCUUCCUCAUCUUAAAUAAGAAAGCCUUUGAUUUUCUAUGA
Ipomoea nil (Japanese morning glory) is the source of this 3636-nucleotide messenger RNA. Its product is annotated as probable alpha-mannosidase At5g13980. Gene Ontology annotation, biological process: mannose metabolic process. Gene Ontology annotation, molecular function: carbohydrate binding; alpha-mannosidase activity. The record is from RefSeq and is a predicted model, not a curated record. The transcript has 30 exons. Bases 417 to 3503 code for a protein of 1028 amino acids. Lineage: Eukaryota; Viridiplantae; Streptophyta; Magnoliopsida; Solanales; Convolvulaceae.